Molecule: messenger RNA, 1368 nt
Organism: Adineta steineri
Lineage: Eukaryota; Metazoa; Rotifera; Eurotatoria; Adinetida; Adinetidae
Source: the annotation of a GenBank genome assembly
AUGACCGUUGAUUUAAGAGCAUCACGUCGAAUAUUACCUGCACCUAUGAUUGAUCGUUCAUCUUAUUCAAUAUUUUCAGUAAUUAAACAAGCAAUUGGAAAAGAUCUUACCAAAUUUUCUAUACCUGUUGUUUGGAAUGAACCUCUUAGUUUUCUUCAACGUUUAGCUGAAUGUAUAGAAUAUUCAUCUUUACUUGAUCAAGCUGCAUUAACUAAUAAACCUGUUGAACGAUUUCAUUUGUUAACAGCUUUUAUUGUUUCAACUUUAUCAACGAAUCUUGAACGAAUGUCAAAACCAUUCAAUCCAUUAUUAGGUGAAACAUAUGAAUUAAAAAUGGAAGGUGAUACACCAUUUCAUUAUAUUUCUGAACAAGUUAGUCAUCAUCCACCUGUAUCUGCUCUUUAUAUUCGUGGACAACAUUGGACUUUAUCUGCAAAUGUUGAACCAAAAGUUAAAUUUCAGGGAACAAAUGUUGUAGCUGUAUCAGAAGGUCGAUGGAUACUUCGUAUAAAGAAAAUAGUUCCAACAUCUCGAUCAGCAUCUCAAUCAAGUUUUCAAUCAUGUACUGAAGAAGAUGAUGAACAAAAUAGUAAUGUAAAUAAUCAUUCUGAUGAAGAAGAUGAAUAUACAUGGACAUCACCAUCUAUACUUGUUCAUAAUAUUUUAUUUGGUCGUCUUUGGUGUGAAUUUCAAGGAGAAUUCGAUUUACAACAUACACAAUCAAAUCAACGAUCUGUUCUUACUAUUAAAACACAAUCAUGGUUAUCAUCACAAUCAACUAAAACAGCGAAUAUGUUUAAAUAUACUGGUUUCAUUUAUGAUGGGAAAGAUAAACUUGGUGCAUUUCAUGGUAACUAUGGUCAUUGUUAUUAUGCUAUUGAUAAUCUAGAAGAUGCACAAUUUAAAUCAUCUUCUUCUUCUUGUUGUUCAGCCGGUGGUCAUAAUUGUAUUCAUAUUAAUACAACUGCAACAGUAUCAUCCCCAUGUGAUCUUAUUCUUACUCCGUCAUCACGUCUUAUUUGGUUUCGAUCUCUUUCUCUAAUGAAUGAUAAUGAAUUAGCAUUAAGAUCUCAAUAUUAUUUUUUUACUCCAUUUGCAUUGUGUCUUAAUGAACAAGUAUCUUCUGUAGUACUACCAUUAACUGAUAGUCGAUAUCGACAAGAUAUUCAAUAUCUUGAAAAAGGAAAUACAGAUGCAGCUGCAGCAGAAAAACAUCGUCUUGAAGAACAACAACGUGCUGAUGCAAGAAAACGUGAUAAUGAACAUCAACCGCUAUGGUUUAAAAAAGAUGAGAAUGAAGAAUAUGUUUAUACAAAUGAGUAUGACCAAAGACAGUUUAAUCAUUGUCCAAAUCUUUUUUCUUCAUAA